AUGGGCGAUUUCGUCGCCGGCUUCGAAGCGCUGGCCCAGGCGGCCGACGUGACCGUUCCACUGGGCCAGGAUAUCCUCUCUGCUGCGAUGAAGGGAGGACUCGAGGUCUAUGGCCGAUGGAGCCUGAUGGACAGGGAUGCGGCGUUCUCGCUAUUUUGUUCUAAUGUCGCGGAAGACAUGAUGGCGACAACUCAUAAUACAUUCGUCAAUGCAAUCAGUCCAGGCGAAAGAAGGAAGUCGACAUUCAGCUCGUUCAACUCGACAUCAUUCCAGACUUGGCGGCGUGAUCAACGUCGUUCCAGCCAACGAGAUAAUCAUUCCGAUAUUACAGCCAUCUCAGGCUCGUAG
Penicillium cosmopolitanum is the source of this 348-nucleotide messenger RNA. RefSeq lists its product as uncharacterized. NCBI's taxonomy places the organism in Eukaryota, Fungi, Ascomycota, Eurotiomycetes, Eurotiales, Aspergillaceae. The record is from RefSeq and is a predicted model, not a curated record. The transcript has a single exon. The coding region runs from base 1 to 348 and encodes 115 amino acids.